UUGAUAAUACAGUUUUUGCAACUUUUCUCCACAGGUUUUACAUGGCAGGAUGAUUAUACCCAGUAUGUGAUGGCCCAGGAACUCGCAAACCUCCCCAAAAGCUACCCACGGCAUCCUGAAGCUUCAAGCCUAGCCAGGACCUCCAAACAGAACAUUGGUGAUGAAAGGAGGCAUAGUCUGGAGAGCGAUACCACCCUGGCGGAGACCCUCCGGCGCUACCUGCCAUACCUGGGGGCUCUGUCCCUGGCAUCAGCCUCCGAUGCACUCCCCAGGAUGACACAUGACAAACCAGCCCCCGAGGGUGAUGACCCCUUUCCAGAGAGCAUCCUGACCUAUGUGGCCCACACAUCUGCACUGACCUACCCCCCUGGCCCCCGAGUCGAGCUUCCUGAGGACCUCUCACUGCGGACACUCAGCCAACUCCAGCCGGACGAGCUUAGCCCUAAAGUGGACAGCAGUGUGGACAGACAUCACCUGAUGGCGGCCCUCAGUGCCUACACUGCUCAGAGGCCCCUCGUGCCUCCCAGGGACGGUGACCUGGGGCCACGGUACCUUCUGCGUGCACCCCCAAGAAUAUCCAGGCCCCUCUUGGCAGCUGUUGCCCCCCAGAAGUGGCCUUCCCCUCCAGGAGACCCCACAGAUGCCGCCAGCAAGGGUGAAGGAGCUCUACUUCAGAGUUUCCUGAAGGACCUGAGGAAGCAGCAAACUGACACGGGGAGUCUGAGCCCCCUGGAGCUUGACGAAGUGGCUGACCUGAUGGCUGAUGUGAUGCAACGUGUGGGUCCCGGUGGAGGUGGAAACAGCGCCAGGCGAACAACUGCAGGAGACCCUGGAGACCCUGAGGCAGCCUUCCGUGGAGACACUUUGCGAGAUAACAAAGUGCAGGAUGAUGAUGACAGAGUUUAUGCAGAGGUUCAUCGUCUGAGCACCAAACUCGGGGACUUCCUGCAGGAUCGUGGGUCCCGACUCUCAGCUGGAGUGCCUGUCCUUGCAAAGCCCUUCAAAACAGAGAUGAAGAAAUCAGAGCACCCCGAGACUUCCUUGUCUUCAGAAGAGGAGAGUGCCGGAGUGGAAAAUGUCAAGAGUCAGACCUACUCCAAAGACCUGUUGGAGAAGAAGCCAAAUCCAGAGCCUGCGGUCGAACUCCAGAACUGGGUGCAGGGGGUUUUGACGGCGGAGCAGAGACUCCCAGCAGGAGCCUGGGAACCUCCCAGCAGUGGCCUGCAGUUGGAGGUCAAGUCUUCUGAGGAAGAGGAGUAUGGCUACAUUGUGACGAGCAACGCCCCCCUGCACCCUGAGGAGGGAAGGCAGUUGAUGGAGGACAUCGCCCGCCUCCUGCAGGUGCCUGACAGCAUCUUUGCCGAUGUCGAGAUUCUGGGUCCAGCAGUGACUUUCAAAGUGAACAUCAAUGCCCAAAACGUGACCACUGCAGAUGUCGCAAAGGCCACAGUUGACAACAAAGAUAAACUGGAGAAAACCUCUGGACUGAAAAUUCUUCAAACCGGGAUGGGGUCGGGUACUGGACAGGGUGAGGGAAAAUGGAUGGAGCAAGGGGCGCAGCACUGCCAGGGCCAGCAAGCCGGAGGUGCCGUGCAGGGAACCCAGAGAUCCGAGCAAAUGCAAAGAAUUGCAACACACAGAGGUGAGAGAAGAAAAGAUUUAUUUAAGAGAAGUUCACCCCCCACAGACAGGAAGUGGGCCUACACUCUAGGUGAGUGUGUCAUCGUAGCCCCCCAGAGUCCUGGCUUAAACCCUUUUCUUGGAGAUGUUGCACAUGACUGCUGUGACUUCCUUAUGGACCACCUGUGGAUGUCUUGGAGAACCUGUGACACAGAGAUCCAUUAA
Messenger RNA from Carlito syrichta (Philippine tarsier), 1845 nucleotides. RefSeq names its product receptor-type tyrosine-protein phosphatase N2-like. The record is from RefSeq and is a predicted model, not a curated record. Gene Ontology annotation, cellular component: secretory granule. The annotation marks the transcript as partial. Lineage: Eukaryota; Metazoa; Chordata; Mammalia; Primates; Tarsiidae. The transcript is spliced from 10 exons.